Molecule: messenger RNA, 359 nt
Organism: Mya arenaria
Lineage: Eukaryota; Metazoa; Mollusca; Bivalvia; Myida; Myidae
Product: exoskeleton protein RP43-like
Exons: 2
Coding region: 17-334 (105 amino acids)
Source: RefSeq, a predicted model, not a curated record
UCAAUAUAUUGUUACUAUGUAUUGCAGGAACACGACCUAUGAUUACCUGGUCAAGGCGAGCUACCCAGGCCACAAUGUUGUUAUGGAGGUGAUUGAUUGUGCUAUGGAACAUGAUAAGAACGGCGACUGCUUGUACGAUAAGCUGAGGAUAUACGAUGGGAACAGCAGCUCGGAUCCCAUGAUAGCAGUGUUCUGCUGUGCUGAUCGGGCAAACCUCCCGACCUUCUCCGCAACUGGCAACACGGCAUAUCUUCUCUUCACUUCAGACGAGACAAAUGAGUUCAAAGGCUUCGAAAUCCGGGCCCGUUCAAACGGGGCAACAACUACGACUUAGACAACAACAAGUACCACCAGCACAA